Messenger RNA from Conger conger (European conger), 2247 nucleotides. RefSeq names its product misato mitochondrial distribution and morphology regulator 1 (gene msto1). The transcript is spliced from 14 exons. Gene Ontology annotation, biological process: mitochondrion distribution. Gene Ontology annotation, cellular component: cytoplasm. NCBI's taxonomy places the organism in Eukaryota, Metazoa, Chordata, Actinopteri, Anguilliformes, Congridae. The coding region runs from base 174 to 1937 and encodes 587 amino acids. The record is from RefSeq and is a predicted model, not a curated record.
GAACAAGCAGCACGUCUGGUUGAGACGCAAAGCUGUUGUCAUGUCUGCAGUCCUAGCACGGCGAGGCUUAGCUAGGUACCAUUAUAUUGAGAAUUUAGGAAAAUGAUUUGAUAUUUUGCAUCGGUUUUUAUAUACAUUUUACUUGACCAGAGAGCAGGUAUACUCAGUACAGGAUGGGGAGUGUGUGUAGAGAGAUCGUGACCAUACAGCUGGGACACUAUUCAAACUUUGUCGGGACACAUUGGUGGAAUUUACAGGAUGCAUCCCUGUUUUAUGAGCCGGAGUCCGGGGCGCCGCCUAGCGAACUUCAGAGUGAUGUCUUGUUCCGGGAGGGCUUGACGCUAGGGGGGCAGAUCACCUACACCCCCAGGCUCAUUGCCAUGGACCUCAAGGGAAGUCUCCAAACUCUGAGACAGGAGGGCAGCCUGUAUGAGACGGGAAACGACACCAGUGCCUUCACGUGGGAGGGGCCAAUGAUGACCCACAAGGAAAGCCCCCCAACAAAAAACCCCUUUCUCCUGGAUCUGGACAAACUGGACGAGGGGGAGAUUCUGGCCAAACCCGAGUUCAGCACACCUCAGCUGCCGCAGUGCUCAGGGGCCGUUGCCGUGCCGACGGUGAACAGCACUCUGGAGCACGCUCAGAAGCGCUACAGGCUGGAGGGCAGCGUGAGGGUGUGGUCCGACUUCCUGAGGAUCCACCUCCACCCCAGAACCAUCUGCGUCAUCAACCAGUACAACCACGACGGAGAAUCGCAGCGCUUGGAGGCGUUCGGCCAGGGGGAGGCGCUGUGCCAGGGCGUGGUGCUGGAGGAGCUGGAGGAUCGGCUGCACUUCUUCGUGGAGGAGUGUGACUACCUGCAGGGUUUUCAGGUGCUGUGCGAUCUUGCAGACGGCUUUUCAGGCUUGGGGUCAAAGGUCACGGAGCUGCUGCAUGACUCGUAUGGAGGGCGGGGCAUCCUGACGUGGGGGAUGGCCCCUGUCAAUCAUCCAGACUCGAGUCCAGUGAAGGAGUUCUACCACCUGAUGAACUACGCCUUGGGAACAAUCAAUCUGGCCAAUCACAGCUCUUUCUUCUGCCCUUUGACCCUGAGAGGGGGGUUGGGCAUACGGCCGACUGCGCCCACCUCCUUUCCCCACCUGAACUACGACCCCACUCUCUGGUUCCACUCCAGUGCGGUUCUUGCUCUGGCCCUGGACUCCCUCACCGUGCCCUACCGGCUCCAGCACCACAGCGCCCCCAUGUGGCAGAUGGCGGACGCGCUGGCCGUCUCCGGGAGGAAGGUGGUGGCUGCAUACGGGGCCGCCCCCUUCCCCAUGACGCAGGGCAGCUGUCUCCCCGACGCUCUGGCCGGGUACACGGACACGUUGCCAUGGAAACCCCUAUCGGCUUGCUCGGAGCUGGGUGACGGACGCUGUUUCGGCCAAUCGGUGACCCUGAGGGGCCUGGAGGGGCAGAACCUCGUCAGCCCGCUGACCCCGGGGACGGAGCCCCCCACCCCCCUGCACAGCUUCCGAAGCGGAGAGGACGUGCUGACCGGCUUCAUGAGGAGUCACUACCCCUCCUCUCCUCUGGCAGUGCAGCUGCUGUCCCAGCCCAGUAAGCUGACCCCUCCCUUCCCCCAGAUCUUCAGCCGGUACCUGGACUCCCAGGGGCUCCUGCGCCCCCAGAACACGCCCCCCAACAUCGUGUCCAGCCUCCCCGUGCUGACGUCCCUGCAGUCCUCCCCGGCCCUGGGGCCCUUCCUGUCGGAGCUCCAGCGCGGGGCCACGGCCCUGGACCCCCGCCGGGUGGCCCCCAGCUUCCUGUCCCAGGGGCCCGAGAUCGGGGAGAUGCAGGAGGCCCUGGAGCAGCUGCGCACCAUGGCGCACUGUUACCGUGACGACAGCGGCGGGGUCCUGCGCUCCUCCUCCUCCGAGGAUGAUGACGAUGACUGAUGCGCCUCUUUUGAUGACGAAGAAGGCAUCUCCUUAUCCUCCCCCCUUCCCACCCUCUGCCGCAGUCGCAUUCCGGAAAUUCCCCUCGGCUUCCCGUACGGUGGGAGAUCGAGGAAGGGUGGUCUCAUGCAGUCAUGAGCUAAGCAUAAAGACUGGAGUGAUGGAGAGAAAGAAAGAAUGGCUUUGAAGGGAUGGAAAGGAGUGAUGAAGGAGAGAGCAGAAACAUUAUGACAGAAGAGUGUCUCCGUCAGAAUAGCACUGCAACGCACUCCCGCGAAACUGUAAAUAAACGUACUUUGCUAAAACACAA